Messenger RNA from Etheostoma spectabile (orangethroat darter), 1303 nucleotides. RefSeq names its product B-cell receptor CD22. The record is from RefSeq and is a predicted model, not a curated record. NCBI's taxonomy places the organism in Eukaryota, Metazoa, Chordata, Actinopteri, Perciformes, Percidae. The annotation marks the transcript as partial. The transcript has 7 exons.
UUGUUUGAGAUUGUUCUCUGACGUCCUGCAGAUGAGAGGAGCAGCUGUGAGUUUAACUGCAGCGAGGGGAUUGGUUUUCUUCCUACUCUCUGUUCCAGUGAUACAGGCCCAGAGUGAAUGGGGGGUGACUUACCCUUCCACUCCGAUCUGUGCCUUCAAGGGAUCAACCGUGGACAUAACGUGCACCUACACAUACCCACCCAGAAUAAGUGAUAAAACUACAGAAGUUCAAGAACAAUUUUGGUUCACUAAAGUGGAAAAUCUGAAUCUUGUGGAUCUGAAGAAGGACCCAGACUACACAGGUCGUGUGCAGUACCACUGUGAUGAGAAGAGCUGCACUCUGAGAAUCUCAGACCUGAGAGAGAGCGACUCGGCUGUGUACAAGUUCAGGUUCAUAACAAACCAAGAAGGUGGAAGAUAUACUGGUCAACCUGGAGUCACUUUGUCUGUUACUGACCUCCAGGUGCAGGUGACAAGGUCGUCGACCCAGGCAGAGCUGGGGUGUCACAGCAGCUGUGAUGUAGCUGCUAAUCCUUCCUAUGUCUGGUACAAUGAUGGACAGAAAAUGGACGGAGAAACGUCUUCUUCUCUCAGCGUCUCUGUUGAAGACAACAACAGCUAUUCCUGUGCUGUUACAGGAUAUGAAGAUCACCGCUCUCCUCCAGUGUAUGCUCCAAAGGUUGUCUCCCUGUCUCUGACUCCCCCUGGGGAAGUCAGGGAGAACAGUAGAGUGACUCUGACCUGUGGCAGUGAUGCUAACCCAGCAGCUACUUAUACCUGGUACAAGAAUGGUUCUCCUCUAAAUGGAAAUGCACAGCUCGUCUUCAGCUCCAUCCUGUCCUCUGACUCUGGACAGUAUAACUGUGCAGCUGAGAACCAGCUUGGGAAAAGGACAUCUGAAACAAUCUCUAUUGAUGUGAAAUAUGCUCCGAACCAUCCCUCUGUGUCUGCUGAGAUAGUGGAGGGACGUUCAGUGAAUCUGACCUGUAGCAGUGAUGCUAACCCAGCAGCUAACUACACCUGGUACAAGGAGAAUGAAGACUCACCAAAAGCAUCAGGACAGAUCUUCACCAUCACUGAUGUUAGACCUGAACACAGUGGGAAUUAUUUCUGUGAAGCCCAGAACCAAAUGGGACGUCAGAACUCCACCUUACCUCUGAUUGUUGUAGCAGGGAAUUCAACAACAAUAAUGAAGAUCAUCUGGCCGACUGUGGUGGCCCUGUUGCUGAUUCCUCUGCUGCUCCUGAGUCUGCGGGCGAGUUUGACUCAAUUCAGAAGAAAGAAGAAGAAAACUCUGCAACCC